Molecule: messenger RNA, 1185 nt
Organism: Clavispora lusitaniae ATCC 42720
Lineage: Eukaryota; Fungi; Ascomycota; Pichiomycetes; Serinales; Metschnikowiaceae
Gene: MAK11
Molecular function (GO): protein binding
Source: RefSeq, a predicted model, not a curated record
AUGUCAGAAUCUUCUAGACCAUACACGCAGUUUAGAAUCAUGGUGGGCUCGUACGAGCACAACUUGUUGUGCUUGUCGCUUGUGUUGAAAGGCACAAACGAGCCGGUCUUCACUCCAAUUUUCCAUUUCCAAGCUCACGCAUUGUCCAUCAAAUCGAUAGAUAUCGCUAAGCGUUACUUGGUCACUGGAUCCAACGAUGAACACAUUCGUAUCUACGACUUGCAAAAAAGGAAAGAACUUGGAACUUUGUUAAGUCAUCAGGGCACAGUGACUACGUUACGCUUCUCCAAGGAAUCGGGCGAGCACCAAGAAGCACACAAGUCCGGUAAAUGGCUUUUAUCGGGCUCUGAAGAUGGUCAUAUCAUCAUCUGGAGGACAAAGGACUGGGAGUUGUUUGGCACUUUGAAGGGGCAUCAGGGCCGUAUCAACGAUUUGGAUAUUCAUCCUACAGGCAGAGUGGCCAUCUCUGUUUCCACUGACAACACCAUCCGCUUGUGGAACUUGAUGACUGCUCGUAAAGCUGCUGUUCUUAAAAUUAAGGGGAGAGACCAUUUAGGUCAAUCUGGUGAGUUUGUCAGAUGGACGAGCUCAGGAAAGAAUUUCGUUGUUGGCUUAUUGAAACAGCUCUUCAUUUACGAGCUUGGAGACCAAGCCCAAAUAUGCAAGAAGAUCCAAUUCACCACAACUUUGAUGUGUCUUGAACUCUUGACUAUUGCUGGAACUGAAUACAUUGUUACAGGUCAUAGUGAUGGAUCGAUUCAGUUCUUGGAACUUGAAAAAGCAUUGAAAGAGGACAAGCCUGAACCACAAUUUGUCUUGAGGGGGCAUUCGAACCGUGUGAAAGGAAUUUCGUUCUUCUGCAGCGAGGAAACAAGUGAUAUUCCGUACUUGGUUUCUGUUUCGUCAGAUGGUAAGAUCGUUGUGUGGGAUGUUUCUGAGAAGGUCAGAGAUCAGGUUGCCGUUUACGAUAGUGGCGAGAGAUUGAAUUGUGUUUCUGUCUGUGGUGAGUCUGUUGAGAAGGCUGACACAAUGAAGCGCAGAUUCAAUGAAGAAGAGGAAAAGGCUGUGAGCGAGUCCGAGUACGAGACUGAUGGAGAGGAAGUUAGAAAGGUGUUGAUGAAGCCUUCCAAGAAGAGAAAAAGAAAGGGUAAGGACAGCAAUAAAGUCAGUGUGACUCUCGAAUAA